UUUUGUAGCUGAUAAUAAAUAAGCUUGUGUCCCCACUGCACAGAGAAGGUAAUUACUGUACUAAGUCAGUUCAGCUGCAAAUUCAGAAAAUAUGACCACGUUACAAAAUAUACCAGAGAAACGAUAUGAUCCAAGUGACAUAUCCCUGAAAUAUGUGAAAAAAAAGGAUGAAAUAACAGGAGAUGAUGUUGAUCCAAAUAUUUUACGGGCAGAAAUGUCUUGCGGGCAUGCAGUUGAUCCCAAUUCAUUAACAGCUUGGUGCAGAAGCCUUAUAGACCAGAAUCACUAUAAGUUUCACUGCCCUGCAGUAAAAGAUGGGACAAAUGAGAAAUGUGGAAAGGAGUGGCCAUACCAAGAAGUUAGGAAACUGGCAGUUCUGACAGACGAGGAACAACAGGACUUUGAAGAGCGUCUUGCUGCUUUGGCUGCAGCUGAAUACUGUGAAUUUAAAUCGUGCCCAAGCUGCCACAGCUAUGUUGAACGAAAGGAUCUGACCAAUUUAAAUGUCUGCUGCUUGAUCUGCACAGCUCAGUUGGGAAGACCCUUUGAGUUUUGCUGGCAAUGUCUAAAAGAAUGGAAGGGCUCAGCGCCACGAGCAGAUCGAUGUGAAAAUACUGAAUGCAAGAAUAGAGACCUGGAGACACUAAAGAAUUGUAUAGUUAUAGAAUUACCAGGAACAACAGUGACAAAUUGUCCAUCAAUCCGGGCUUGUCCAAUCUGUGGGCAGCUAAUAGAACACAACCAAACGGGUUGUAAAAAUGUUCGCUGCAGUCGAUGCCAAAACGAAUUUUGUUUUGCAUGUUUGGAACCUACUCGGGCUUGUCAAGCAACAAGACCCAAUUCCUAUUUCACAACUUGUGCUAAACCAGUAGCCCCAAAACAAACGUCCAUUCCUACAUGGAAUAGACGUGCACCUCCCUUGGUUACAUUCCCACACAAUUCAGCAGAUCGGGAAAGGAGCCCUAACACGUGCUUGUUGUUUUAAUAGUGGUUAUGUUUUUUACAGGGUCAGGUUGCUAGCCAGGCCCUCAACCCUCCUCAGAUGGUAUACCACACACUCGUGCACACACACACUCACACCUAGUGCCAAUUUAGAGUAUCCAAUCUACCUACUGCAUGUCUUUGGAAUAUAGGAGGAAACCGGAUCAUCCAGAGGAAAUCCACUUGACCACAGGGAGAAUAUGCAGACUCAGCACAGAAGGCACUUGAGCCUAGAGUCAAACAGGCAAACCUGUUGGUGUGAGAUGACAAUGCUAACUACUGAAUAACUGUACCACCCUAAUGGACAUGCAUAGAAGGUAGUUACUGACUUUUAUAAUAUAAGAUUAUGCAGGUAAAAGAGAACCAUGCUAUGAUAAUUUCUCUAUCAUUUAGUCAGGCUGCCUGACGGACAUAUUCAAAUCUUUCAGUUCCUCUGAAUACUUGUGUCAGCACUAGGAAAUAAAAAAAAAGUAUACUUUUGUCAUGACAUGUAAAAAUGGAAAAUGAAUAGCAACAAUUAAAUUUAUCCAGUAUCUUUGACUAGCUAC
Protopterus annectens (West African lungfish) is the source of this 1529-nucleotide messenger RNA. RefSeq lists its product as uncharacterized. The transcript has 4 exons. Gene Ontology annotation, molecular function: zinc ion binding. NCBI's taxonomy places the organism in Eukaryota, Metazoa, Chordata, Ceratodontiformes, Protopteridae. The record is from RefSeq and is a predicted model, not a curated record. The coding region runs from base 92 to 985 and encodes 297 amino acids.